Messenger RNA from Penicillium odoratum, 1191 nucleotides. Its product is annotated as TLC domain-containing protein. The record is from RefSeq and is a predicted model, not a curated record. Gene Ontology annotation, cellular component: membrane; endoplasmic reticulum. Bases 1 to 1191 code for a protein of 396 amino acids. Lineage: Eukaryota; Fungi; Ascomycota; Eurotiomycetes; Eurotiales; Aspergillaceae. The transcript has 2 exons. Gene Ontology annotation, biological process: lipid homeostasis.
AUGCUGGACCCUUUGGGGCCCCCUCCAGCAUGGCUGCGAGAGAUCGUCAAGCCUUAUGCGCUAUCACUAGAUAGCCCGACACUUACCGAGCACGUCCAUGAAAUCUUCCUCGCUUUCGUCUUCUAUCAGCUUAUUCACUCGGUGCUCUCGCCAUGCCUGUCGCCGAUCCUAUUCCCGAAGUCAUAUCCCAAAUUGACUGCUCGCACUAAGUUGAAUUGGGAUAUACAUGUCGUCUCAUUUGUGCAGAGUGUUGUAAUCAAUGCUCUCGCGCUGUGGGUGAUGUUCGUUGACGAUGAGCGCAACUCGAUGUCUCCCCUGGAGCGUGUCUUUGGAUAUACGGGUGCCUGCGGGUUGAUCCAGGCACUCGCUGUCGGAUACUUCAUCUACGAUCUGAUAGUUAGCACGAUUUACGUGAAAAUGUUUGGAAUCGGCACCCUCUUCCACGCCAUCAGUGCUCUUUGGGUAUUCAGUCUUGGAUUCAAGCCAUUCCUCAACUAUUACGCCUCAACCUUUAUCCUCUACGAGCUCUCGACCCCCUUCCUCAACAUUCACUGGUUCCUUGACAAAGUCAACAUGACUGGCAGCAAGGCCCAGUGGUACAACGGCAUGGCCCUGCUAUUUGUAUUCUUCUCUUGUCGCCUCAUCUGGGGCACCUGGCAAUCCAUUGUCGUCUACAGUGAUAUGUGGACCGCUCUCCAGCAGACCUGGAAGGCUUCUUCUGGCCCGCUCACCGAACCUGUCAACAUCAACGCGAACGUCUUCCUGCUAACUCGCGAUGGCAAUAUGUGCGUCGACGAGACCUGCGCGCGUGCCAAUGCCGAGGUUUCUCGGUUCAAGGAGUAUACCUCUGCCGGUGUCCCGACAUGGCUGGUUUUGACGUAUGUUGGAUCAAACUUGAUCUUGAACUUCUUGAACUACUUCUGGUUCUUCAAGAUGGUUGAGACGGUUCUCAAGCGAUUUCGUACACCCGAAGCUUCGGGAGCCAAGGCUGAUGGUGCAGUCGACGAUAAGAAGAGCAAAUCUGUGAAGACAGAGAAGGACCUUAUCCUUGAGGCGGCUGCUGAGCUGGAGCUAGCGGAGGGGUCUCCUAUGCGCGAAUAUAUCGCUAACGAUGUGGAUGUUGGCACGAACGAGGAGUUGAGACGGCGGAGGGUGGAUCUUGUUUCCAAGGUUCCUCUUCCUGGAUCAUAA